UCGGGGACGGGGGUCGACGGUGAGGACGACGGCCCCGUGUGGAUCCCCAGCCCAGCCAGCCGGAGCUACCUGCUCAGCGUGCGGCCCGAGACCAGGAGCACCUUCUGCUCCAUCAUUGCUCAGCUCACAGAGGAGACCCAGCCGCUAUUUGAGACCACGCUCAAGUCCCGGUCUGUGUCCGAGGACAGCGACGUCAGGUUCACCUGCAUCGUCACAGGAUACCCAGAGCCAGAGGUGACCUGGUACAAGGAUGAUACGGAGUUGGACCGCUACUGUGGCUUGCCAAAAUAUGAGAUCACUCAUCAGGGCAACCGCCACACACUGCAGCUGUACAGGUGUCGAGAAGAAGAUGCCGCCAUCUACCAGGCCUCUGCCCAGAACAGCAAGGGCAUUGUGUCCUGCUCAGGGGUCCUGGAGGUGGGCACCAUGACCGAGUACAAGAUCCACCAGCGCUGGUUCGCCAAGUUGAAGCGCAAGGCUGCAGCAAAGCUGCGCGAGAUCGAGCAGAGCUGGAAGCACGAGAAGGCGGCGCCCGGGGAGGCCGACACGCUGCGCAAGCUCAGCCCCGACCGCUUCCAGCGAAAGCGGCGAUUGAGCGGGGCUGAAGCGCCAGGCCCCUCCGUCUCUACCAGGGAGCCUGAGGGUGGGACCCUGGCGGCUUGGCAGGAGGGAGAGACUGAGCCUGCUCAGCACUCAGGUUUGGGCCUGAUCAACAGUUUUGCUUCUGGAGAAGUGACCACCAACGGGGAGGCUGCCCCCGAGAAUGGGGAGGACGGAGAGCAUGGCUUGCUGACAUACAUCUGUGACGCCAUGGAGCUGGGGCCUCAGAGAACCCUCAAAGAGGAGAGUGGGGCCAAGAAGAAAAAGAAAGAUGAGGAAUCCAAGCAAGGCCUGCGGAAGCCAGAGUUAGAGAAGGCAGCCCGAAGCCGCCGUUCUUCAGAAAACUGCAUCACCAGCUCAGACGAGCCUGACUCCUGUGGGACUCAGGGACCCGUGGGCGUGGAGCAGGUUCAGACCCAGUCUAGAGGCAGGGCUGCACGGGGGCCUGGGUCCUCUGGCACAGAUAAUACCAGGAAGCCAGCCUCUGCUGUGGGCACUCCAGACAAGGCCCAGAAGGCCCCUGCCCCGGCGCUGGCCCCUGGCCCAGGCCCAGGCCCAGGCCCAGGCCAGGAAGUGUAUUUCUCCUUGAAGGACAUGUACCUGGAGAACACCCGGGCAGUCAGGCCUCUGGGGGAAGAGGGCCCCCAGACCCUGAGUGUCCGGGCGCCUGGAGAGAGUCCCAAGGGGAAGGCACCCCUCAGGGCUAGAAGCGAGGGGGUGCCUGGCACUCCUGGCCAGCCCACACACUCCUUGACCCCCCAGCCAACUAGGCCUUUCAACAGAAAGAGAUUUGCCCCUCCAAAGCCCAAAGGAGAGGCCACCACUGACAGCAAGCCCAUUUCUUCUCUGAGUCAAGCUCCAGAAUGCGGGGCCCAGAGCUCAGGAAAGUCCCCACCUCAGGCCUCUGUGCAGGUGCCGACCCCCCCUGCCCGGCGGAGACAUGGCACCCGGGACAGCCCGUUGCAGGGGCAAGCAGGCCACAGGACUCCAGGAGAGGUCCUGGAGUGCCAGACAACCACGGCUCCUACCAAGUCGGCCAGCAGCAGCUCUGAUGUAGCCUCCAUUGGUUGUAGCACCUCCGGAAGUCAAGGUAUCAUUGAACCCAUGGAUAUGGAAACCCAGGAGGAUGGGAGAACGUCUGCUAACCAGAGAACUGGAAGCAAGAAGAAUGUGCAGGCAGAUGGGAAGACACAAGUGGAUGGAAGGACCAGGGGAGAUGGAACACAGACAGCCCAGAGGACACGGGCAGAUAGGAAGACGCAGGCAGAUGCUGGGACACAAGAAAGCGAGAGGCCACAGUCAGACAGGAGUGCACAGAAGGGCAUGAUGACACAGGGCAGGGCAGAGACACAGCUAGAAACAACACAGGCAGGUGAGAAGAUACAGGAAGACAGGAAGGCCCAGGCAGAUAAGGGCACACAGGAAGACAGAAGGAUGCAGGGAGAGAAGGGGAUGCAGUCAGAGGGGUGCGCACCCACAGCCACGGAAGGUCAGUCAGAGCAGGAGGCGGCAACCAGCCUUGGCCCACCAUCCAGAACCCCCGAACUCCCACCUACUGUGGGUCCUAGAGCUCCUCCGAAUAUUGAAUGUUUUACACAGACCCCAGAAGGGUCUUGUUUCCCAGAAAAACCUGGUUUCCUGCCCAGAUCUGAGGAGGCAGUAGUAACAGCCUCCAGGAACAAUGAGCAAACUGUGCUGGGUCCCCUGUCAGGGAACCUCAUGCUCCCAGCACAGCCGCCCCAUGAGGGGAGUGUGGAGCAGGUGGGAGGAAAGAGAUGCCAAGGGCCACAGUCGUCAGGCCCAGUCGAGGCCAAGCAGGAGGACAGCCCGUUUCAGUGCCCCAAGGAGGAGCAGCCAGGGGGAGUGCCGUGUAUGGAUCACGGUGGCUGUCCUCCAGCUGGCUUGAGCCAGGAGGUACCCACGAUGCCUUAUCUUCCUGGAACUGGGCUGACUGCUAGCCCAAAGGAGGGGCCAAGUAGCACCCCGACUUCUCAGCAUGGGAGCACAGCUGCCUUCCUUCCCUCUGAGGAUCAGGCCCUGAUGAGUUCUGCCCCAACACUGCACCUGGGGCUGGGGACCCCCACUCAGAGUCACCCACCAGAAACCAUGGCCACCAGCAGUGAGGGGGCCUGCGCCCAGGUACCAGAUGUGGAGGGGCGGACCCCAGGUCCCCGGAGCUGUGACCCUGGCCUCAUAGAUUCCCUGAAGAACUACCUGCUUCUGCUGCUGAAGCUGUCCAGCACAGAGACAAGUGGAGCAGGGGGAGAGUCCCAGGUGGGGGCAGCCACCGGAUGUCUGGUGCCCUCAGCCACUCUGACACCCACUGUGGAAGUGGCUGGGCUUAGUCCCCGGACAUCAAGGCGCAUCCUGGAGCGUGUGGAGAACAACCACCUGGUGCAGAGUGCACAGACCCUGCUGCUGAGCCCCUGUACCUCCCGCCGCCUCACCGGCCUCCUGGACCGCGAGGUGCAGGCUGGCCGCCAGGCCCUUGCUGCUGCCCGAGGCUCCUGGGGUCCUGGUCCCAGCUCCCUCACUGUCCCGGCCAUUGUGGUAGAUGAGGAGGGUCCUGGGCUGGCCUCAGAAGGAGCCAGUGAGGGUGAGGGAGAGGUUUCCCUUGAGGGGCCUGGCCUCCUGGGGGCCACUCAGGAGAGCAGCAUGGGUGGUCAACUGGGGGAGGCGGGUGGGCAGGCAGCCCCUGGGCAGGGACCUUCAGCAGAGAGCAUAGCCCAGGAGCCCUCUCAAGAGGAGAAGUUCCCAGGGGAGGCUCUGACAGGUCUCCCGGCAGCUACACCUGAGGAACUGGCUCUAGGGGCCCGAAGGAAGAGAUUUCUCCCUAAGGUCAGAGCAGCAGGAGACGGGGAGGCCACCACAUCUGAAGAAAGGGAGAGCCCCACAGUUUCCCCCCGGGGGCCCAGGAAAAGCCUGGUGCCUGGGUCCCCGGGGACUCCAGGGCGGGAGAGACGCUCCCCUACACAGGGCAGAAAAGCAAACAUGCUGGAGGUGCCUCGGGCAGAGGAGGAGCUGGCAGCAGGAGACCUGGGCCCCAGCCCCAAGGCUGGCGGUCUGGACACAGAGGUGGCCCUGGAUGAAGGCAAGCAGGAGGCACUGGCCAAGCCCAGGAAAGCCAAAGACCUGCUGAAAGCCCCACAGGUGAUCCGGAAGAUUCGGGUGGAGCAGUUUCCUGAUGCCUCCGGUAGCCUGAAGCUCUGGUGCCAGUUUUUCAACAUUCUUAGUGACUCAGUCUUGACAUGGGCCAAGGAUCAGCGCCCAGUGGGCGAGGUGGGCAGGAGCGCAGGGGAUGAGGGGCCGGCGGCCUUGGCCAUCGUGCAGGCCUCCCCCGUAGACUGCGGCGUGUAUCGGUGCACCAUCCACAACGAGCACGGCUCGGCCUCCACCGACUUCUGCCUCAGCCCUGAGGUGUUGUCAGGAUUCAUCGCCAGAGAAGAAGGUGAAGUUGGAGAAGAGAUUGAGAUGACCCCUAUGGUGUUUGCUAAGGGUCUGGCUGACUCUGGCUGCUGGGGGGACAAGCUCUUUGGGCGACUGGUAAGCGAGGAGCUCCGAGGGGGUGGAUAUGGGUGUGGCCUUCGGAAGGCCUCCCAGGCCAAGGUCAUCUACGGGCUGGAACCCAUCUUCGAGUCGGGCCGCACGUGCAUCAUCAAGGUGUCCAGCCUGCUUGUGUUUGGGCCCAGCAGUGAGACUUCUCUUGUGGGCAGAAACUACGACGUCACCAUCCAGGGGUGCAAGAUCCAGAACAUGAGUCGGGAGUACUGCAAAAUCUUCGCAGCAGAAGCCCGGGCCGCGCCUGGCUUUGGGGAGGUGCCUGAGAUCAUCCCACUGUAUCUGAUCUACCGGCCUGCAAACAAUAUCCCAUAUGCUACCCUGGAGGAAGACCUGGGCAAGCCCCUGGAGUCUUACUGUUCUCGGGAAUGGGGCUGUGCUGGGGCUCCGACAGCAUCUAGCAGCUCUGAGGCCAUGCAGAAAUGCCAGACCUUCCAGCACUGGCUCUAUCAGUGGACAAAUGGCAGCUUCCUUGUCACAGAUUUGGCAGGGGUUGACUGGAAGAUGACUGAUGUGCAGAUUGCUACCAAACUUCGAGGAUACCAGGGCCUCAAGGAAAGCUGCUUCCCUGCCCUGCUGGACCGGUUCGCCUCCUCCCACCAGUGCAACGCCUACUGUGAGCUGCUGGGGCUAAUACCCCUCAAGGGCCCUGAGGCGGCCCACCCCCAAGCCAAAGCCAAAGGCUCUAAGAGUCCAUCUGCUGGCAGGAAAGGCUCCCAACUGAGUCCUCAGCCCCAGAAGAAAGGCCUCCCUAGUCCUCAGGGCACCCGGAAAAGUGCUCCAAGUUCCAAGGCCACCCCUCAGGCCUCAGAGCCAGUCGCCGCUCAGUUGUUGGGACAGCCUCCCACCCAAGAGGAGGGCUCCAAGGCCCAGGGCAUGCGGUAGCCUCAACAGGAGGCUGGGGGCCUCCACCCAGCAGCAGACCAACCAGGAAGCAGCUUGAACCAGAUGGAGACUUUCCAAAUAUGGAACUAACUGGAGAAGGUGCACGAAGGAGACACCACUUGGGGACCUCUCUGAGCAGGCUCUCCUGAAUCAGCUUGUCAUCAGAUGGCUUUGGUGCAUGGCACAUAGCCCACUGGCCUCUUCUGGUGCCACUGUCACCCAGGGCUCCCAGGCCUCAAGCAGGCCCCACCUCCGAGUGCCUGGCAGCCUAGGCCCUCCUUGAAGUUUACACUUUGUCACUGCUGGAGGCUCCCCUGAGUCCUCUGCAUGAGUUCUGCACCCCAAGCUCUUGCCCCAGCCCAGUCCAGCAGCAGAUGUUAUAAUCUGAGUGAGGACAUGCAGGCCAGCAUUUCCCCGCCUGCAUUUGCCUGGCCCUGAUCUCGCCUGUCCUCAGGGAUCCAGACUUCCUCUGCUGGUCUGGCCUGGUGACUCUCAGGGUAUCUUCUCCUUCCAGCUGCUUUGGCUCACUGAUCUCAGCUCAUCCUGCAACUAACCGUCCUUGAGCCCAGAUGAGGCUCAGGGCCCUUCCAGAGCCUGUCAUGUCCUUGUGCAGUGGCCUUUGAUGUGUGUUCAUGCUCUUCCCCCUUCACUCACUCACCUGCUUCCCAUGCUCCCUUGUACCCCCUCGCCACAUCCCUGUCUUGGGGCCCAGCUGCAGCCUGCUGCCUGCCCUUCAUGGCUCUGCGCAUGGCCCUUUGCUUGAGGGCUCCCCACUCCCUGCCCACCAAUACCCAGGUGACGAACAGACCCUCUGGCCUCUCACCCCACUUCAGUGCUCCCUUCCCCAACUUCUCUCGGGCUCUUUGCUCACGAGGUGAGAGCUGGCAUGAGGGUUGUGUCAACAGCUGUAGCCAGAGAGAGGUGUUGACUCUGAGAGACCUUGCACUCCAUACUGAAAGGAGGUGGGGUCACAGUGAAUUUAACAUCCCCUCUCAACCAGGAGUGGAGGGCUAGGUCCCUUCCCCAUGGGGAGUACACUUGGGUGUUCUAGGAGGGAUGCAGUCUAUCCAUGCACUUGGGUGGAGGGGAGUCUCUGUGCCUGGGAAUUAGGACCCCUGCCCCUUUUGAUCAGUUGUUGGGACAGCCUCCCGCCCAAGAGGAGGGCUCCAAGGCCCAGGGCAUGCGGUAGCCUCAACGGGAGGCUUUAGCUUUUGAUCCUGGGGCCCCAGCUCUGGGUCCUCAUGUGUGGGCCCCCAAGGACCCAGCAGCCUGGGUCCUUCCAGAGCAUCCCUCCUGGAGGCCUGGGAUGGGGUAGGUCUGCAGCUAGCCUGCUCCCCUUGGAAUGCAAUAAAGGCAGCAUUGUGUGCCCUGCUUGCCCUCAUCUGGUGUGGUUGGAGGUCUGUGGAGUCAGGGUCCCCCUCUCCCAGGCAGCUUCUCUGAGGGCAUUCUGUAGUCCCAGGCCCACUGGAAAAAUGAAUCUAUAUUUUGGUUCCUGGACCGAAGUUCAGUUGCAGCCUUCUGUGGCCACAGAAAGACAGCCUGUGCUUCUUGCACAACUGAGCUGCUGGUGUGUGCCCCUUAGCAGGGUGUCUGGGGACUUAUACCUUUGGAGUUGCUCUUCAUUCAGAAGAGGAACACAAAGGAAGCCACCCAGGAAGGAAGCACAGAGCUGGGGGCUCUGGAAACGCCCUGUGUCUCUGGCUACAGCAAGACCAGCCCAGGAGCCCACCAGCACCUGCCUCUCAGCUACUUGCUGACCAUUUCCUGCUUCUCAAGCUGCAGAGAAGCUUUUCAUUCCCACCCCCACCCAGAACCUCCCCUUGCCUAACAUUUCCCCUCUAUGGUAACAUCUCUGACUUCUCUACCUCCUCUGUGCUCAGGCGACUCCACAUCUUCUGCCCCAGUGUGUCCCCACCUCUCCCAGCCUGUAUAUCCAGAUUACUUUGGUGAACUGAGAGCUGGAGUACUGUUCAUUCAUUUAUUCAUUCACCCACUCAUUCAGCAGACAUAUACUGAGCGCUACUUUAUGCCAGACCCUGGGCUGGCAGCUGUUUGGAGGCAAAGAUGUAUGAGGCCAUCUCAGGAGAGACUACCUGUUAGGAUUCUUGAGUUUUGACCAACAGAAAUGAACUUGGACCAACUUAAGCAAGGAAAAAGGUUCAUGGGAAGGAUGCUGGGAUAGCUCACAGAACCAAAAGAAUAGCUGAACAAUUAAUUGGCCUUGGGAAGGGUGGGAGCUGGGGCAACUACAAGGCUUGCCUCCCAGGAGCUGCUGUGGUUGGCACAUCAACACCAACUUGCCAUUGGGUCUAGUGGGUCCCCUUCCACUCGAUUCAAAUUCCAAGUGAAAGAAUCUGGCCUGGAGCUCAGGGCUUCAUAGAGUGGGAGGGAGGCAGUUUUCCAAAGGAUGCGGACUCUUGCCGCAUGGAAUGGUGGAGUACGGAAGGGUAGAAAGGGUUUGGUAGGCAAACCCUGAAGAUGCUUCUAACACACAUGCUGUUCUUCCCAUCUCAUGUAUGAUGACUCUCCCACAGACAACCAAAACCACAUUUCUCUCUGCUUAGGGAAUUCAAGAGCAUAUCUAACUUCGAAUUCCAGGGAUAAUGACACGGCUUGUAUUCUCCAAAGUCCAAUGUCACUAGGGAUAAUCUCCCUCUUUCAGUUUUAUCACAAUUCCAUUUUGAAAUUCUACAACCUGUAGAUUAACUGGUAAAAUUAACCAUAUUCAACCAAAAUUAUAUAACCCAGCAAGAAAGGAAGAAUGGGUAAAGUCUACAGUCCAUUUCUAGAACUGGUCAUGAGAACUCAUGUUUAUGAUGAUGGACUUUGGAUCUGGUGGAGUGACCCAAACCUUCAAUUCUGAAGCUCCUUAGUGGUCCUACCUGUGUGACAGGCAUUUACUAUUGGACUGGCAGUCCCAGGACAAACUCCAGGAAUCCCCCCAUGUCCAUCUCUACUCCUGCCCUCUUUUACGUAGCAGCAAUCAUAUUUUCCCUUGAUAGGGUUCAUCAUUCUAGAUACUCCCGUGACCUCUUUAUAAUAAACCUGAAGUGGCCUGGUGGCUGCCUCAGCUUCCAAUUCAGUUGAAUUGCUACUACGUCUUUGAGGAUGUGCUCCUUGCUGGGGGACUAAACUCUCCACACCAGCCCAGUCCCAAACCUCAAGUAUGAGAAAAGCAUUGAGAUCUAGCAAUAGCAGGGCCAUGUCCACACUGCGUCCUAUCCCUGAGGAGAAACAGCGCCAGGUAUGGUUGCCGGCUCCAAGCACAUGCUGCCUCCUGCAGGCCUGACCCAGCCUCUCGGGGUGUUGUUUCUGGUGCCACAGUUGAAUUUUCAACAAACCAUUUCACCACACUCUCAAGCCAGCUGCUGCUGGUUUGUGGGUUCCUGACAACAUGAGUGAAUGCCUACCCAUCAACCCAUUACUCUUCUUUUAGCUGUAAAGUGAAUUCUCCAGUUGGGUGCAGUAUGUGAGGAGGUCACAUGAUGUUUAUGGCAUUUGAUAAUUCCAUGGAUAUUGAUGGCAGGAGAGGCGUGAUGGGUUAGAAAAGCAAAUCCAAAUCCAGAACAAGGGCCCAAAAGAGCCAAGACAAGUUAGUGCCCCUCUCAGAGCCACAGGUGUAGAUGGGGAAGCACUGUGGACAGUGAGUGAGCUACCCACACACGACCCGCUGGUGUCUUCAGACCCUUAGCCUGGAGCGACAGUGUCCCGUUGAUAAUAGAGUGCACUGGCCAUGCCAGACUUUACAGCUAGGUGGUCAGAUAAGACCACUUCACAAGGGGCAGCAUGGCCACCGAGUGUGCCAGGGCCAAGUGUUUAGGUUCCCCCAGAGCCCAGUGGUGAGCCAGAGGGGCAUUUUGCACAAGGAUAAUGGUUACUUUUCUGCCGGAGCAUCGCUUGGCUCCAAAUCCUGGGUUCCCCUAUCAUAUUUUCUUGUCAGUACUUACUGCAAGCUAUAUAUGUCUCCUUGGUAUGCCACCAAUGGAAAGACACCUCACGCACCAUUGACCUGCCGGGUCAGGUGGCCUGAGGGCAGUGUCAGCUGCAUGAAAGACUUUCCCAGCUGGAAUGCCUUUGCCUGCUCUAGGCCCACCCCAAAGCUGGCAGCCUUCUAGGUCAGUUGGUAAAUGGGUUAGAACAAGAUGCCCCAAAGUGGCAUAAAUUGCGUGGAAUUAGGCCUUGGUGGCGAGGGAUUCAACAUACAGUCAUUUGUCCUACAUUAUGAAGGAAACAUUCUGACCUCAAACAGAUCCCUCAACCCUAGAACUUUAUAGAAGGGGCAGACCUUGGCAUUUUCACAUGAUUUAUCUCCCACUCUGAUUCACAUAUGUUUGACCAAGGCACUGGGCAGCUGCCGAUUUCCCGUCCCUUCUGUAGUCCCAGAUGAAUGGAUACAGAUCUCUUUGGGGAAGGCUGCAAGGAAGGUUCACAACAUGCAUCUAAGUGUUAAAAUAAGUUUUUCCUUCAAAAAGACAUUUGACUUCCUCUCCAUUUAAGGUCUGGAAAUCAAGUGGGAGAUCUUGACUUUACCUUGGCACUUGAGACAGACCUAUUGGCCCAGAAGUCUUUAGUUAAGGUCAUUACUAGGCCAUAUUUUAGGGGAGUCUGGCCUUUGUCAUUUCUGGGACCCACAGCUUGAGGUCUGGUUUCCAUGCCCUGUCCAUUACGAUGAGCGCCCUCUUUUGUUCCUUCUAUCUAUCUCUGCUGCCGAGAUCAGGGAGCCCACGUUCACAGCAGCUCUUUCAAGCAGCCUCCCAGGCCUAGAGAGGAAAAUCAGCAGAGCCUUGUGAAUUUAUUUCUCAUGGCAAGAAGGGAGCUCAUCUUCUGGGUCCUGCCAGAGGGCAGUGAGGGGGUUGAUGGGCUGGGUGCAUGCUAGGGACCCAAUCAAGCAUUUUUAUCUUUUGAAAUCUUUGAAUUCCUGCCUUUCUUGGAUGUUUGGUCUUUUGAUAUAAUUUAGCAUGGGCCGACAUUUGGUCCAGAUUUGUAUUAUCCAAGCCCCCCUAAAAUAGUAAGAACUGUAUCUCGCGAUUUGAGCUUUUACAUAGAAUGUAGAAUCUCUGGUGAGUGAACAUAUCAAUAAAGACAACCUGAACCAAAA
This is a messenger RNA of Nomascus leucogenys (northern white-cheeked gibbon), 10141 nucleotides long. The record is from RefSeq and is a predicted model, not a curated record. NCBI's taxonomy places the organism in Eukaryota, Metazoa, Chordata, Mammalia, Primates, Hylobatidae.